AUGAAGUUCUUCAACACCAUUGUUCUUGUUUCCACUGUCCUUGCUCUCCCUACGGAAGACAAGCGACAGCUCGGAAGUGUUGGCAGCACUGCAAACGAAUUCAAGACGGGCGGAUGUAAAGACAUUAUCUUCGUCUGGGCCCGUGGUUCCACUGAGAUUGGAAACAUGGGCACUGUGGUCGGCCCUCCCGUGGCAAACAGACUCAAGAAAGCAUUCAGCAGCGUCGCUGUUCAGGGCGUCGACUAUGGUGCCCGACUUGAUACCAACUUCCUCCCCGGAGGUGCUGAUCCCGCCGGCAUCAGCGAAAUGGAGAGCAUUCUCAAAAACAUUGCUUCUAAGUGCCCCCAGUCCAUUGUUGUGACCGGAGGAUACUCGCAAGGUGCGGCUGUCAAUCACCGUGCUAUUGAAGAUCUCCCAGAGGCACAGAAGAAUCAGAUCGUCGGUGUUGUGACCUUCGGAGACACUCAGUUUCGUGCAGACAACGGUCAGAUCCCCAACUUCCCCAAGGACAAGAUCAAGAUCAUUUGCGCCUCAAACCCCCGCGACACCGUUUGCGACGGCAACCUCGGUGCUGCUAUUCUGGCUCCGCAUCUUUCGUACGGCGCCAACGCCGGCGAGGGUGCCGACUUCCUUAUUUCCAAGAUUAAGGCGGCUCAGGGGGCUUGA
This is a messenger RNA of Colletotrichum truncatum, 666 nucleotides long. The record is from RefSeq and is a predicted model, not a curated record. NCBI's taxonomy places the organism in Eukaryota, Fungi, Ascomycota, Sordariomycetes, Glomerellales, Glomerellaceae.